ACGCGUAGUCCAACUGAGCAUGUAACCAGGAAGUGGCUGCUCCAAUUUCAACAUGUUAACAGAAGAUGAAGAUGUGUCUCUGUUCGAUGCAGAGGAAGAUGUGGGGAAAAGGUCGAAGAAGUCAAGUAUCAAGCAUCCAGUGGCGUCCUUCUUCCACCUCUUCUUCAGAGUCACUGCCAUCCUCGUCUACCUGCUCUGUGAGAUCUUCAGUAGAAGUUUCAUCGCCUGCAUGGUCACAAUAAUUCUUCUGCUCUCAUGUGACUUCUGGACAGUAAAGAACAUCAGUGGGAGGCUGAUGGUUGGUCUAAGGUGGUGGAACCAGGUGGAUGAUGAUGGACGAAGCCAUUGGGUGUUUGAGGCAAGGAAGGGCACUGGGAAGCAACAAGCGUCAGAUGCUGAAUCACGAAUCUUCUGGCUCGGACUGAUCGUUUGUCCUGUCAUGUGGGUCAUCUUCGCCUUCAGCACCCUCUUUUCUUUCAAGAUUAAAUGGAUGCCUGUAGUGAUCAUGGGUCUGGUGUUGCAAGGUGCCAACCUCUACGGCUACAUAAAGUGUAAAGUGGGAGGCAAGACCAGCUUAAAGAACAUGGCGACUAAUUAUUUCGGACGACAGUUUCUCAAACAGGCGCUGUCUAAAGAGGAGGAAUCAUAAAGUGCAUCUCCAAUUUUUUUUUACAUUGUUCUUAAUGCUUUAAUAUAUACUCCUUUAGCAAGUGGAUACAUAGACAGAAACUAGGGCUGAACCAUUUUUAAAUAUCUAAUUGCACUUGCAUUAUUAUUUCCAUUUUAAUUGAAAAAAAUAUUAAAAUGAUUAUGGUGUGAUUUUUGCAGGCAUCUGUACCAAACACAGAUGUUUGUAGAAUAUAAUGUGUAAGCUAGCAUGACGAUAUAUCAUUUUAAAUAUUUUGACACACAUUUGACAUUUUUUUUAACAAAUAAUGAACCUCCUGUGAUAUUUGCAGCAGGCCAUAUUGGGAUUUCGAUAACAUUUCGAUUAAAUGUUCAGCCCUAACUGAAACCUUUUUUUCAUCAUGAACUCAAAUCACAUUUUUGAAUUUUUUUCUAUUGUUUAGUUUUUUCCUCCUUUUGCCUGACUCUGCAUCAGCUCAAAGGGUUUAUAAUGGCUAGAAAUUUGUGGCCCUUGUACUCUGUAUCAUCUGAGAUUUAAACCCUAACUAAUGUCACCUGCGUGCUUGGCGUAAAUGCAUGACCGAAAAAAGAGUGAAAGGACUUGAGAUGUUAAACUGAGUGUAGUUUUUCAUGUGUCACGUAGUCUCAGAGAAAGUUCAGAUAUCUUUUAGUUUAUUUACUUUUCCUCCUUACUUUAACCUUUAUAAUAUUAAAAUGAUGUUUCCGAAAGGUAUUGUGCAAACGUUUUUGUUUGUAUGAUAUAUGAGAUUGUAAAGUAACAGUGUAAAGUAUUCCAGGAGAUCUGUAAAUAUGUAUGUAAAGAAACAACAGUAUGUGGAACAUCUUCUUUUUGUGCAAAUACAUUUGUAACAUUUU
Messenger RNA from Scomber scombrus (Atlantic mackerel), 1503 nucleotides. It is a transcript of the gene tvp23b, whose product is annotated as trans-golgi network vesicle protein 23 homolog B (S. cerevisiae). Gene Ontology annotation, biological process: protein secretion; vesicle-mediated transport. The record is from RefSeq and is a predicted model, not a curated record. Lineage: Eukaryota; Metazoa; Chordata; Actinopteri; Scombriformes; Scombridae. The transcript has 7 exons. Gene Ontology annotation, cellular component: Golgi membrane. The coding region runs from base 53 to 649 and encodes 198 amino acids.